AUGAAUUAACAGGAGUAGAAUAAGAAGCCUAUUGCUUAUAAUUUUGCUUAAUAAUAGAUUAUAGAACAGUUUAAUAAAAAAAUACAAAGCAUAUAAGAUGACAUGAUAAAACAUGACCAAAAUAUUAAAGAUGAAAUUUAUGCUUUAGAAAAUUUUAUGAGCAUGAAUUUAUUGCUAGAUUUAGAUGUAUUUUAAAAUGAAAGAAAUAAGCAAUUAAAGAUUUAAAGUAAGGAGUUGGAUUACAAGAAAAUAAUCUAGGAGGAAAUUAAACAAUAUCUAGAAUUUGAUUGUUAAGUUCAAUUUACGAGAUAUAUGGAACAGUAUAAUUAAUAGCAAUAAAAUAAAAAUAAAAAUGAAAUGCAAAUAAAUAAUUAUGAAUAAGAAAUAAAUUUAUUGAAAGAGAAUAUCAAUUGUAAUAAAAAUAAAAUGGAAGAUCUGGAAAAAAAAAUCGAAUAAACAUAUUACCUGCAUUAUAAAUAUCAAGAUUUGGAGAAAGAAAUUAAUAAAUUAUAACCCUUAGAAACAAAAUUAGAAUAGAAAAUUUAGAUGCUAUUUUCAGAAAUAAAUCCAGAAUCAAAAGAAAAAAUAAAACAUAUCACACAAAAUCAAUAUGAACUAUCUGAGAGAUUCUAAAAAUUAGAAAGAAAAUAUGAUGAAAAAAAUUAGUAAACAAAUAAAUUGAUAUUGGAAUAAUAAUAAAGAAUUGAUGUUUUAUAACAAAAAUUAUAAUAUUCCUAUGAUCAACUCAGUAUUGAAUCUACAAAAAAUUUUUAAAGUGAUAUAAUUGGGGAAUUUAAAUAAUUAGAAAAGUAGAAUGAGGAAAAAUUUAAGUAAUUGGAAUAGUUGUUAAAUGAAUAAGUCUAAAAAUAAUUAAAUUACAAUUAUUUAUAAACUCAAGCCUGUAAUAUAGCUGAAUAAAAAGUAAACGAAAUAAAUAUUAAAUUGUAAUAAUUAGAAAAAGAUAUAAUUUUACUUACAAGUAAUAAAAUUAAAUCCUAUUUAUAGAAUAACAGAAAGUCAAUACUGAUAAUCUACCUCAGAUGGUUGGAUAAAAAAGUUAAAAUGGAAUUUCGCAAAAUUCAUAAAAUUAGUUUUAGAAAUUUCAUGCAACUAUGUAAGUUGGGAGUAUGGAAUAACCUAAAUUUUAAAUCGAGAAAAGCCCAAAUAAAUUUUAAUCCGAUUAAAACCAAAAUAAAUUUUAAUUCGAAUAAAAUCAGAAUAACUUAUAAAGAUAUAAUUUCACAUUUAAUCCCUUCUAAUAAUUCCCAUAACAAUAGUAAAAUCCUAUUUAACAAAAGUAAUUUCCUUAUCAAACUGGCUAAUAGACUAUUUAACCUGGAUAAUUUGAUUAAAGAAAAUAGUCAAUGAUGGUAUUUCAAAGAAGUACCAAUGAUAAUAUUAAAUAUUAGAGUUAGUUAAAAAUACCCUCAUUUUAAAGCUCAGAAGCUAACUUAUCAAUAAUUUAAAACGAUUUUAAUAGAUUUCUAAAAAUUAAAUAAAUAAUUAAUAAAAUAUAUGAUGAAACAACUAGAAAGAGAUCAGCUUCAGGAAAUUAUUAAUGUUUUAUUAGAGAGGUGGAGGAUUUCUAAUAAUUUUUAAAACACUAUGGAAUAAAAACUCUGAAAGAAAAAUAAACUUUAAAGGAAAUAUGUAAUGCUUUCAGACAAGCUAGAGGGGAUGGAAAUUGUUUUUACACUGCUUUUGGAUUCUAAGUAAUAUAAAUUUUAAUAAGUGAAUUUUCUAAUUAGGAUUAUAAGUUAUUAAUUGAUAAAUUAGGUGGAAAGUUUAAAUGUUAAAUCUAAUUACAGAAUGAAAAGUUUAGUGGUGAUGAAUUCCAUAAUUCUGUUUAUUAUGAAUUUUUAUAUAGAUUAUAAGAAUUUAGAAAAAUAUAGAAUAUAGAAGAAAGAAUUAAUUCAUUUACUUAACACUUUUAAGCUUAUGAUGCUAUUCCAGGCUAACCAAUUGAUGGAUGUCUAUAUGGAUUAUCAACAAUAUUCUUUAGAAAUCUAGCUUAUUAUGUAGUUGAAAAUAGCGAAGAAAAAGACAUGAUUGAUGACUAAUAAGCAUUGUUAAAGUGGGAAGCUGAAUGCAACUCAAAUGAAAUUGUUAUUAAAUUACUAGCAGACUAUUUAAAUAUGUAAUUUAAAUUAUUUAAUAUCUUUUAGAAAUAUUAAACUUUUGUUUUUUGAUAAGGGAGAAUUCUAAAAGAGAGAAUAUAAUUAAAAUUCUAGAUCGUCAAUUUUAUUAUUGAUUUAACCAGGCCAUUACAAUAUUGGUUUAAAAAUUCCUUGAAAAAGGUAUUUAUUACGAU
Messenger RNA from Paramecium octaurelia, 2311 nucleotides. Lineage: Eukaryota; Ciliophora; Oligohymenophorea; Peniculida; Parameciidae. The record is from the annotation of a GenBank genome assembly.